Molecule: messenger RNA, 1867 nt
Organism: Arachis stenosperma
Lineage: Eukaryota; Viridiplantae; Streptophyta; Magnoliopsida; Fabales; Fabaceae
Exons: 10
Coding region: 5-943 (312 amino acids)
Source: RefSeq, a predicted model, not a curated record
AUUUAUGUGCGGUAUUCAAAUGAAGGUGUUGUGUUUCCUCGUCCACCCAUUUUCGGAUUUUCCUAUCGACCAAACACGCCGCAUGCUCUUUCUGAUUCAAAUGGGUUUUGCAAUGCAAUGCUCGAUUUGUCUCCCUCUUCGAUUCCCCAAAACCCCUCUUUCUCUUCAUCCUUACCAAUGGAACCCAUUCAAGGGUUCCCCAAAGAAUCAAAGGAUGCUACUUUCCGCUGUCAACGAUGACCGAAACUCAAACCUCGCUUCUGCCAAGAAAAGAAAAGUUGUGGAACACGUUUGUCUGCUUAAAGCAAAAGAUGAAUUGUCUGAAGAGGAAGAGAAUGACAUGCUGGACCAUCUCUAUACAACACAAUAUCAAAUGGGUGGUGUCGUUGCCAUUUCCUUAGGGCGCAUUUCUGACCCAAAUCCUGAGCAUCUUACGCAUGCUCUAUAUAUGCGCUUUCAGAGGAAGGAAAGCCUUGACAAGUUCUAUGCGAACCCAUUUUACUUGAAAGUUCUCAAGGAGCAUGUAAUGACUUACUGCCAUGGAUUGAUUAAUGUGGAUUAUGAAUCAGAAGUGGAAGAUGAAAUUCUUUCUAUAUUUCGGAAGGGAGAGGAUUUCAACCAGGGAGUGGAGUUUGUGCUUCUAAUAUUAUUUAAUGAUGGUGUACUGGGUAACCUAGCCGAACACGCGUUGGCCUCUCUAGCAUCGCUGAUGUUGGGAUCUCCUUCCUUGAUAGUCCAAUUUACUCACGGUUUGAAUUUUAAUCCAAGCUCUAAGGAGUACACUCAUGGAGUAGUAGUACGAUUUCGAUCAGUUGAGGCAUUUGAGAUAUUUAUUGACAGCAAAGAAUAUAAAGAUGUAUGGCUUUCUGAGUUCGACCCUAUUGUCCAGAAAUCAUUAUCACUCCAUUACUCCGUUGACCCAGUGGGAACUGAAAUUAUGUAAUGAGUAAUUUCUGUGGGUUUUUUGACUGGAAAUGCGGCUUGGUUUCCUCUGCUUUUUACAACAGGGAUGGAUAUUUUCUUGUUUAUUUUUACCUGUUUGAUUUGUUGUGAAUUAUGAAUCAAUAUUAUAUUUGGUCAAUAUCUGUGUCUCAGGGAUAUGCUUCUAGUGAGAUUGUGAGAAGAGUAAUGAUUUUUCUCGAGGCUCGAGAGUUGGAUAAGUGGUCUUGAGUUAAAGUCUCUGGUUGAAGUGUCUUACUUUUCGUCAGCAAUCCCGCUGAACCAAUUUUUUCUUCUUCUCCAUCUUUACUAAUAUUGCUACUAGCCUCUUGAUCCUAGCGUUUCUGCAUGAUCCUUAAAAAACUUGGCUUAUCAUGCACCACCUGCACUGUUUGAGUACAUAGAUUUAGAAUCCAUUGAACAAAAAUAAAACUGAUAUUUUACCUAGAUGUACAAUAGCCUAAGUUUUGUCUAAUAAAUUAAUCCUGGUUGCUAGUUGGCAUAAUAUAGCCAACCAUGUCAGUAGUGCGUUGACAUACUUAUUUUGCUUUGAGGCCACUUCAGUUGUUUAGUGAGUUACUAUCUUUUAGCUAUUGAAUAAUAAUAAAACUUCAGGUAUAAUUUUUCUUUUUCAGUUAUUAUGGAGAUAAUUUUAAAGUAAAUUACAAAAUGAUUAUGUUUACAUCUUUAAUGGGAAAAUAGAAUAUUUUACACACGAUCGGCCUGCAAAAAAAAUCUGUCUAACUUGAUAAGCAGCAGAUUGGUAGAUUGCUGAUCAAUUAUGAAGUGGGUUUGGACCACCUGGUACAUCUCUUAGAGAGACUCCAUAAAUAGGGUGGACCUUUUCUUUGCUUGGUUCUUGUUGUAUCCUUGUAUAGGAAUGCCAUGUGAAUUGCUGAAAAUUGAUUCUCUUUUUUGUUUGCUUGAU